This is a messenger RNA of Drosophila grimshawi, 1965 nucleotides long. It is a transcript of the gene sgl, whose product is annotated as UDP-glucose 6-dehydrogenase. The transcript has 3 exons. Gene Ontology annotation, biological process: glycosaminoglycan biosynthetic process. Bases 178 to 1608 code for a protein of 476 amino acids. Gene Ontology annotation, cellular component: nucleus; cytosol. The record is from RefSeq and is a predicted model, not a curated record. Gene Ontology annotation, molecular function: UDP-glucose 6-dehydrogenase activity; NAD binding. NCBI's taxonomy places the organism in Eukaryota, Metazoa, Arthropoda, Insecta, Diptera, Drosophilidae.
AGAUGUUAUUCGGACGCCGUGGUGGAAGCAUUAAACAUUUAAGUGCAUAUGUUUGUUGUUUGAAAAAGUAGUUGAGCGCUAUUCGACGGAGGUAGCUGUGUGCAAACUCGGACGUUAUUUAAUAAUAAUAAAUUGUGUGUGUGUGUCCGUGUGUAAAUCGAUCGAUCGAAAACAACAAUGAAGGUCUGUUGCAUUGGCGCUGGUUAUGUUGGCGGCCCAACGUGUGCCGUAAUGGCGCUCAAGUGUCCAGAUAUUACCAUAACACUGGUCGAUAAAAGUGCCGAAAGAAUCGCCCAAUGGAAUUCGGAGAAAUUGCCCAUUUAUGAGCCCGGUCUGGAUGAGGUGGUGAAGAAGUGUCGCAAUGUGAACCUGUUCUUCUCCACGGACAUAACAACUGCCAUUAAGGAGGCUGAUCUGAUCUUUAUAUCGGUGAAUACGCCAACGAAAACCUGUGGCAGUGGCAAGGGUCGAGCUGCGGAUCUGAAGUAUGUGGAGAGUGCGGCGCGGAUGAUUGCUGAGAUCGCGCAGUCCAAUAAAAUUGUGGUCGAGAAGAGCACGGUGCCGGUUCGGGCUGCAGAGAGCAUAAUGCACAUAUUGCGUGCAAAUCAGAAGCCUGGCAUCCACUACGAUAUCCUGUCGAAUCCCGAAUUCUUGGCCGAGGGCACCGCCAUCAACGAUUUGCUGAAUGCAGAUCGUGUUUUAAUUGGGGGCGAGGAGACGCCCGAGGGCCAUCAGGCCGUGGAGAAGCUAUCGUGGAUCUACGAGCACUGGAUACCAAAGAAGCACAUACUCACAACCAACACGUGGAGCAGCGAGCUCUCCAAGCUGGCAGCCAAUGCAUUCUUAGCGCAGCGCAUCUCAAGCAUCAACUCCUUGUCGGCGGUGUGCGAAGCAACCGGCGCCGAUGUCUCCGAGGUGGCACGUGCUGUCGGCCUGGACUCGCGCAUUGGCUCCAAGUUUCUGCAGGCGUCGGUGGGCUUUGGCGGUAGCUGCUUCCAGAAGGACAUACUGAAUUUGAUCUACAUAUGCGAAAACCUCAAUUUGCCUGAAGUGGCUGCGUAUUGGCAGCAGGUCAUCGACAUGAACGACUACCAGAAGCGUCGCUUCUCCCAGAAGAUCAUCGAGAGUCUCUUCAAUACGGUGUCGGACAAGCGCAUUGCCAUCCUAGGAUUCGCCUUCAAGAAGAAUACGGGCGAUACACGCGAAACGGCGGCGAUUACCGUCUGCCAGACGCUGUUGGAGGAGGGCGCCAAGUUGGACAUUUAUGAUCCGAAAGUGGAGCCGGAGCAGAUUAUCGACGACCUAACGCAUCCCAGCGUGACGGAAUCUCCCGAAAAUGUGAAGAAGGCCGUGCAAAUACACAGCGAUCCGUACAGCGCUGUGCGUGCCACGCACGCUUUGGUCCUCUGCACGGAAUGGGAUGAGUUUGUGGACCUGGACUAUCAGCGCAUCUAUCAGUCGAUGAUGAAGCCGGCAUACAUCUUUGACGGACGUAAGAUACUCGAUCACGAACGAUUGCUGCAGAUUGGCUUCCAUGUGCAGACGAUUGGUAAAAAGUAUCAGAGGGCUGGAUUGUUGCGCUCGUGGGGCAUUGUGCCGCAGCUGUAGGGCCAAGUGGGGCGUGGCAUUUAAGACUUAAAGCUGUCGAAACAUUUUGCAGUAUUUACAAAGACUAACUGUGUAAAUAAUGCUUUUAUGUUUGAUUAUUUUUUAUAUAAAUAGUUCAAGUAUUCACCUAGAUACUGCUAAGUAUUCCUAUUUCUACAAUUCCUACAACCAAAUGUCGAUUCCAGAUGCAAUAUAAAUAUUAACUUUACCGUUGCAAACGGACAAAACCCAAGUGGUACCACAACUACUUACAGGAUAUUCAAUUCUGUACCAUUUGAUCAUUAACGAAAACAAAACAAAAAAUGCAUUUACUCAAGCAUGUAAAUUUUAUAAAAUAAACAUUUAUAACUCAUAAUA